Messenger RNA from Haliotis rubra (blacklip abalone), 492 nucleotides. RefSeq names its product ankyrin repeat and death domain-containing protein 1B-like. The transcript has a single exon. The record is from RefSeq and is a predicted model, not a curated record. Lineage: Eukaryota; Metazoa; Mollusca; Gastropoda; Lepetellida; Haliotidae. Gene Ontology annotation, molecular function: protein binding. The coding region runs from base 1 to 492 and encodes 163 amino acids.
AUGAUGGACAUAAAUGCUAAAGGACGGAAUGGCUGCACACCAGUUAUGCAUGCAGCUUGGGCAGGACAGAGGAAUGUGUUCAGCCUCCUUGUGUCACAAAGUGUUGAGAUGGAUCUGCUGGAUCUCUCCAGGAACAAUUUACUGCAUCUUGCUUGUCAGGGAGGAAACACGUCCAUCAUAAAGUAUCUCCUGCCUCUGUUUGACAUCAACAGUCUGGGAGAAGAUGGGUGGACGCCAAUAAUGAUGGCAGCUCUCAGUGGAAAGAUGGAUGCUUAUGAUCUGAUUGCAGCAAAUGGGGGUAUUCCAUUUUUGACUACUCCACAGAAUGACAAUGUUCUUCAUGCAGCUUGUCAAGGUGGGAACAAAGCCAUUGUUAGGAAGGUCACUGACAGCUUUGGCAUCAACACAAGGGGUACGAAUGGUUGCACGCCUCUGAUGAGAGCUGUUGUUGGAGGCCAUAUGAGUGUGGUGAAGUUCCUGAUGGGAUGCUGA